Molecule: messenger RNA, 471 nt
Organism: Clunio marinus
Lineage: Eukaryota; Metazoa; Arthropoda; Insecta; Diptera; Chironomidae
Source: the annotation of a GenBank genome assembly
AUGAAGGAAGGAGAAGAAAUUUUAAAAAAUCUUUUCGAAUGUUCAUUUCGUUUGUUUGCCAGCCAACUCACGUUUCGCCGAAUUCGACACAUACUCGACAUCGUUUGUGUGAGACAAGCAUCGACAGAUUCGGAAAAUGGUUUAAAGGUCAGGUCUCCGGUGUACAAGGCAGUGAGACAUGAUCACGAAAUUAUUAAUCUGUUGAGCGAUUGCGAUAAAAAUCAAGAAGGUGAAAAUGAUAGCUUUACGUGGUUUAUCGAAUGUCUUAUUAUUGCAAGAUACGCAGAUGACGUCGCCAUCAUAAUUCCAGAUAAAAACAUGGUUCAUGCUUGUCAGAGGAUGAAUAGGUGCAUGAGAAUUGUUGAAAGAUGGUGUCAAAAAUGGAAAAUGAUGAGAUCCCAGUGCUCAAUAAUAUUUACAAGUUUAAAACUGUUAUUGAAGGUACAGACAACUUUCCAUCGUCUUAUCUAG